AAUUAGUUUUUUGGUUUAUGCUUCAAGAAUGAGUGACGUUUAAAUGUGUAAGACGGAACUCGAACAUCAGUUGGGAAGCCGAAAAAGGAAUAUAACAUCGAUCCACUUCUCACCUCGUAUCAGCUCGGAUCGCUACCUACACAAUUAUCAGCUACACAGCAAAAAAUAAUAUAUUCUUAUUGAUUAUUUUAUCAGCGACAGCCUUACUCAAACAAACACUGCAAAUAUAGUCACACGACAAUCUGACUGCCGCAAGAUGUCGAUUGAUUCAGUUCUCACCACCUCCUUCAUGGUGUUCGUAUCUGUUGUAGGAACCGCUGGAAAUUUAUUGGUUAUUGUCGCCAUUCUUUACAAGCGAAGGCUAAGAACUAUUCCCAAUUAUUUUAUCUUUGAUUUGGCUGUAUGUGACUUGCUGACAGUCUCCCUGGCUGUUCCUUUACGUCUUGUAGAAGUGUUUCAGCCGGGCCUCAUUCCUUGUGGUGUUGUCAUAGCAGUGAAUAUUCUCUUCGAUGGAUUAUCAAGGAUAAACAUCGUUUUUAUCAGCAUUGACAGACUUACAGCUGUGAAAUUUCCUUUCAAAUACAAUUUGUACAUGACAAACAGAGCUGUUGCUGUUUUUGUGGCAAGUGGAUGGACUAUCGUGACACUUUUUGCAAUUUUACCGAUUGUGGGUGUCGGCUCAGCUCCCGAAGAAGUCCUUCGCCACAAUCAUGGUUUAUGCUUCUUCUCAACAAAUUUAUCCACUUCGUAUUUGCUAACGUUUCUGAUCGGUUUCUGUUUGUUUCCGUUGAUAUUGGCUACAUCAAUCAACUGCUUUCUUCUCAAAGCCAGCCACAGGCAAUUGCGGGUCAUUCACGUACAACAAGUGCAGGUGGAAAAUAGUGUUAACACUUACUACCGUAAUGUCAGCGCAAUGUUAUUCAGCGGCAGAAAUCAACCGGCAAGUACAGGGCAGUACAACAGGACAUUCGCCCUUAAACAAAAGCGAGUUGCAAGGAUGGUCAUAAUUUUGGUGGGGUUUUUUAUAGUCCUUGUUCUGCCUAUCACAAUAAUUGAUCUUGUCGGAGCAUUUGGAGUAUCUAAAGUGCCGCCUGCAGUCACUAAAAUUGCCGUUUGUAUGAUAUACACAAACGCAAUGAUAAACGUUUUUGUUUACGCGGGCUUUAACGGAGAGUUUCAAAGAACUUUUGUUGAGAUGUUUCAAGCGGGUAAGGCAAAAUUCCGUGCUCUAGUAUCUCUCUAGUGAUUGAAAUAAAUAUCUAUUGUCGUUUUUACGACCAGCUAAAGAUGAGGAUAUUCCAGCCUAAAAAUACCGAUUCUUAAACUGAACAGUUCAUUCAAGGAUUUUUCUACUUUUAGAUCUGAUUUUCAGCCAAAAACCACAUUUUCAUUCUUAUUAGUGUUUUCGUUCCUUUGAAAGUUGUUUUACUUCAACUGAAACCGCAAAAAGAGCAGUUUGGCUAACUACAGAAAAAGUUAACAAUAUAAAUGAAUGCAUAAUUGUAUGAGUUCUUCAAACCUCCAAUUUACGCCUCCGUGCGCGCACGAAACUUGAUCAAGUUUAGUCAUGAAUACAUGGGCAGUAAACAUAUAUACACAAGUUAAAAUUCACCUCAAUCGCAUAAACUGAACCCCUGAUAUGAUCAGUCUUUUUUAUCAAGUUUUA
Molecule: messenger RNA, 1666 nt
Organism: Pocillopora damicornis (cauliflower coral)
Lineage: Eukaryota; Metazoa; Cnidaria; Anthozoa; Scleractinia; Pocilloporidae
Product: 5-hydroxytryptamine receptor 5B
Biological process (GO): G protein-coupled receptor signaling pathway
Cellular component (GO): membrane
Molecular function (GO): G protein-coupled receptor activity
Source: RefSeq, a predicted model, not a curated record